This is a messenger RNA of Sinocyclocheilus grahami, 810 nucleotides long. RefSeq names its product ATP-dependent zinc metalloprotease YME1L1-like. The record is from RefSeq and is a predicted model, not a curated record. Gene Ontology annotation, cellular component: mitochondrial inner membrane. Gene Ontology annotation, biological process: protein quality control for misfolded or incompletely synthesized proteins; mitochondrion organization. Gene Ontology annotation, molecular function: ATP-dependent peptidase activity. The transcript has 6 exons. NCBI's taxonomy places the organism in Eukaryota, Metazoa, Chordata, Actinopteri, Cypriniformes, Cyprinidae. Bases 1 to 810 code for a protein of 269 amino acids.
AUGGCAUCAGACAUGUCACGUCUGCCCCAUGGCACCCAGCAACUAAUGGACAAGCAGAGCGGUUUCUACAAAGCCUUAAGUGAGGACUCCAAGCAAAUUAAUCAAAGCCUGAGGAGCUCUGCCAGAGCCACACGGAGCUUUGCAGUUGGAGAGACUGUGCUUGCAAGAAGCUACAGUGGAGACUGCAAGUGGGAUAUUGCUGCAGUUAAGGAGCAAACUGGACCAUUGACUUACCUGGUUGAGCUGUCGGGUGGCGUCCUCAUUGGUGUCCGGCAAGGGGAGAUAACCAUGUCAUUGCUGUCCUUGGGAUCCAAUUGUUCUCCAUUCAAAGAACAUGGACAGCCAGUUGGAGUCUCCUUUGGGCAACAUGUGGAAUUGGGUUUCCUUACACGAGACAAAGGGCCAGAUGUUGAAACAUUGGACAAGCUCCUUAAAAACAAAAACAUACCUGAUGGUCAACAUGAUGCUUUUAAGACUGGUUUUGCAGAGGGAUUCCUAAAAGCUCAGGCCCUAACACAGAGAACCCAAGAAUCAUUAAGGAGGACACGACUGAUACUAUUGGUGCUUUUGCUGGUGGGCUUAUAUGGACUCUCAAAAACUCCUUUCUUAUCAGUGCGAUUCCGAACCACAUCAGGCCUGGACUCAGCAGUGGAUCCUGUCCAGAUGAAGAAUGUCACCUUUGAGCAUGUGAAGGGUGUGGAGGAGGCCAAGAAUGAGCUGCAGGAGGUGGUGGAGUUCCUCCGGAACCCACAGAAGUUCACUGUUUUGGGAGGAAAGCUGCCUAAAGGCAAGAACACACUUUUGCUGUAA